UUGUACAGUGUUUACGUAGCUUCAGAACAUACCUGGAACAAAUAAACGAGCACCGAUGAACCCCUGGCCAUUUGAAUCCGAACCACGCCUGGAACAAGAUGUUCACCACCUCAAAAUCCUGCUCCAUGUCUCCUUCUGCCUCUAUGGACCACGCAGACACAGACAAACUGGACAUCAGAACCAAGGUUCAGCUUCAGGGAGUGCUCUGGAAAAGACCAUUCGGGAGACAAUCAACAAAAUGGUCCAAAAGGUUCUUUAUCAUAAAGGACAGCUUUUUACUGUAUUACGCAGAAAAUGAAAGAAGAAACAUUGAAAGCAACCGAUACUUUAACAUACACCCCAAGGGUGUGAUACCGCUAAGUGGCUGUCGGGUGGAUGCUGUAGAAGAGCCAAACAUGCCACAUGCAAUGAAGAUUUCGCAUGAGGAUUUUCAUGGAAAUAUCCUUCUGGCUGCAGAGUCUGAGCUGGAACAGAACCAGUGGCUGGAAAUGCUGCAUGAAUCUGGAAAGGUAACCUGGCAGAACGCCCAGCUUGGGGAGGCAAUGAUUGGGAGUUUGGAAGCCCAAGGCCUGCAGCUAGCUAAGGAAAGACAGGAAUAUUUUGAUAAACUGAUGGAGGAGACAGAAGAACUGUGUUCGCAACGUGAACAGAAAGAGGAGCUGGAGAGGUUAAACCAGGUCCUGGAGUCUGAGAAGUGUCAAUUUGAGGACCUGGUGCAGGAGCUAAGACUAGAACAGGAACAGAUAAAGAGAGAGCUGGAGGUUACCAUCCACUGUCUGAAGGGUCUGGGAGAGGAGAAACAAGAAUUGUGUAGUCUGACACAGCAUCUUCAGAGGACAAUGGAGGAGCUGUCUGUAGAGAAGCAGAGGACUUUGGCUAUAAUGGAAGCCAGUCAGCAUCACCUGCAGCCAUCUUCCAGUCACAGCGGGAUUUCCAAGCAGGGUCUCCAUGGUAACCUUCAGCAGAUCGAGAGCAAGAUGCAGGCGUUACUGCAAGAGAAGCUGCAAGCAGAAAGCAGGAUCAAGGAGAAUGAGGAGAAGUUCCGAGUGUUGCAAGAGGAGCGUGCAUUCUUUAUUUCAGAGUCCCAAGCCUUGCAACAUUCCUUGACGGAGCUCACGGCUGAGAAAGAACAGACAGAGAAGGCGCUUAAGAUUCAGCUGAAGGUACAGUUGGACCUGGAACAGAGGCUGCGUGAAGCCGAGGAGGCUCUUAGGAGGCUGGAACUGGGACUGAAUUCUGCUGUCAUGAACCAAGACAAGGAAAAGAAAAUGAGAGCAGAUGUCGGCCACUUGAAGAAAUUCUUUGAAGAAUGUAUCAGAAAGUCAGAGAUUGAGGCCAUGAAACCCACCAUUAUGAAGAACUCUGUAUAUGUGCCCAGAGCAGCGACCAGGCGGAUAAAAAGUUGCCGCUUUCAUCACCAAAGACCCAGCUUUUCCCGACUAAGGCACUCUCAUUCAUUCCUGAUGUCUACUCCUGAGACAUGUGACAACCAGAGCGUGAAAGAAACUGCAAAGACCCUGAGCCAAGACCAACAUUACAGAGGAAAUGUCUAUCAAACCAUGUCAAAGCAGGAAUCCUCCCAGGAAACCGACAAAUAAUGUCUGUCGUUUUUUUUUUUUUUUUUUUUUCUUCUUCCACUGACUAUUAAAGAAUUAUUGGAAAUACGUACUGACAUUGUACCCGUCAGGGGAAUCUACCAUCCACAUCUUUAUGAAGCUUAUUUAGUAUGGUAGUCUAAUACCACCAAUAUAAAUGGAAUAUAGAAUGUUUUCUCACUGCACUAUUGACAAAUAUCGCUUUUAUUUUGUAUAAAAAUACUUCCCCUUUGAUGUGCUGGAAAUUGCUGUGGCUGUCUUCCCUGAGACCUUCCUGUGUGGUCUCGUGUAUAACCAAAAAUUCAAAUAUACAAUGUGGGAAUAUGGCUGAAAUCUAAUAUUAGAUGAACACAAUGGUGUUAAACCGUUUUGUGAAUAAACCCCAAAUGCAUAGAUUUGCAUUUGUUUUAAACUGUGAAAUGAAUUCUGUUGGAGAAGGAUUAAGUAUUACAGCUUUCCUUUUAUGCUACAAAAGACCCAUCACCAGCUAAGGAGAGCUUUUCUGACCCCCCAACACAUCGAGGGGAGGCAUCGUGAUUUGCCUGUUAAUUCCUUCUGCUUGUGAGUGCAAAUCUAUCCAUUUGGGGCUUAGUCACA
Molecule: messenger RNA, 2192 nt
Organism: Pelobates fuscus (common spadefoot toad)
Lineage: Eukaryota; Metazoa; Chordata; Amphibia; Anura; Pelobatidae
Gene: PLEKHD1
Product: pleckstrin homology and coiled-coil domain containing D1
Exons: 14
Coding region: 99-1598 (499 amino acids)
Source: RefSeq, a predicted model, not a curated record